This is a messenger RNA of Volvox carteri f. nagariensis, 828 nucleotides long. RefSeq lists its product as uncharacterized. Lineage: Eukaryota; Viridiplantae; Chlorophyta; Chlorophyceae; Chlamydomonadales; Volvocaceae. Gene Ontology annotation, cellular component: cytosol; nucleus. The record is from RefSeq and is a predicted model, not a curated record. Gene Ontology annotation, molecular function: protein serine/threonine phosphatase activity; cation binding. Bases 1 to 828 code for a protein of 275 amino acids. The transcript is spliced from 8 exons. Gene Ontology annotation, biological process: protein dephosphorylation.
AUGUCACCCGGCGCUUGCGCCGCAACGGGAUCGUCUCAAUGUCACAUCGUUCCUUUCUGCAGGGAGGAUGGGAAGGGGAGUUACGGUUUUUCGCUGCUGCGGGGCAAACGAACCAGCAUGGAGGACUUCCAUGCUGCACAGAAGGAUCCACGGACUGGGCAGUUGUACGGAUUGUUUGGUAUCUUUGAUGGGCAUGGCGGUCCCCAUGCCGCUGACUACGUCCGGAGUAACCUGUUCAUAAACAUGAUGCAGAGCAACAAGUUCGUCAGCGACCUACCCGCGUGCGUAGCUGAGGCUUACGAGACCACGGAUAACCAGUACCUGCGUCACGAGAGCUCAAACGGUCGAGAGGAUGGUUGUACGGCGGUUACAGCGGUCGUGGCAGGCCAGCGGCUGCUGGUGGCGAAUGUUGGGGACUCCCGCGCAGUGCUUUGCCGUGGCGGGAAAGCCAUCGCGCUGUCAGUAGACCACAAACCCAACGUCAAAGAGGAGCGGUCACGGAUCGAGAGCGCGGGCGGCGUGGUGGUGUGGGCGGGCACUUGGCGGGUGGGCGGGGUGCUGGCUGUGUCCCGCGCAUUCGGGGACAGGCCGCUCAAGCGCUACGUCAUCCCGACGCCCUCCGUGGCUGAGGAGAGUCUAACCGGCGAGGACGAGUUCCUCAUGCUGGCCAGUGACGGGCUGUGGGACGUCAUGACGAACCAGGAAGCCGUCACCCUGAUUCGGGACAUCUCAGACGCUGAGCAAGCUGCCAAACGAGUAACCGAGGAGGCAUACCAACGCGGGAGCAAUGACAAUAUCAGCUGCGUGGUGGUGCGAUUUAAAGGAUAA